AAAACUCGGAACCUCCACAAAAAAUGAAGGAAUUAUUGAAGGAGUUCCAAGACAUUCUUCCCGACGACCUUCCGAACGAGCUGCCACCAUACCGAACGCGCCAAUACGAGAUCGUGGAAGUACCAUGUUCGAAGCCGACCUUCCGAACACCAUAUCAGCUCAGCCCCAUGGAGCUAGUCGACAUGAAGAAAUGGAUCGAGUAUCUCCUCGCAAAAGGACUCAUCCGACCAGCCACUUCGCCCUACAGUGCCCCAGUACUCUUCACACCGAAACCAGACGGAAGCCUGCGCAUGUGCAUCGAUUACCGAGCUCUCAACAAGCAGACCAUCAAGAACAAAUACCCAAUCCCUCGAAUCGAUGACCUGCUUGACCAGCUUCUGGAAGCCAUGGUAUUUUCCAAACUAGAUCCGUGGUCCGGGUACUGGCAAGUACAAAUGGCGGACAAUUCCAUCCAUAAAAAUGCCUUCCAAACUCGGUACGGGUCGUACGAGUAUCUGGUAAUGCCGUUCGGACUCACCAACGCACCGGAAACAUUCCAAGCCGAAAUCAACCAUAUUCUACGCCCACUCUUGGACGAAUGCGUGGUGCUUUACCUAGACGACAUCCUCAUAUACUCACGCGACAUGCAGUCAAAGAGAUCAGCCCACUCCUCGAGGGACUCUUCACACACGGGGAUCAACGGAAAUCUGGGUACCCAAUUACCCUCCUUUGCGCCAAUUACUACUCUAAGAAUACCACGAUGUUCUAUAUGCGGGACACUUCAGAAGCAACAAAACGCUCACCGGUAUUGCAAAGCACUACUACUGGCCCCACAUGGCAGACAACGUCCAGCAAUUUGUCACCUCGUGUACGACAUGUCAACGGAUGAAGAGCAGCAAGCAGAAACAGGCAGGACUGCUACAGCCUCUUCCUCUCCAGAAAAGCCAUGGCAAGUGGUUCGCCUGGAUUUCAUAACCGGGUUACCAACUAUCACAGGCGGUCAUGACGCAAUCCUCGUCGUCAUCGACAAAUUCUCCAAAAUGUGACACUUCAUCUCGACACACACGACAG
Closterium sp. NIES-67 is the source of this 1050-nucleotide messenger RNA. NCBI's taxonomy places the organism in Eukaryota, Viridiplantae, Streptophyta, Zygnematophyceae, Desmidiales, Closteriaceae. The record is from the annotation of a GenBank genome assembly.